Messenger RNA from Castor canadensis (American beaver), 856 nucleotides. Lineage: Eukaryota; Metazoa; Chordata; Mammalia; Rodentia; Castoridae. The record is from RefSeq and is a predicted model, not a curated record.
UCCGCCCCUGGACACAGACACAGUACACACAGCCCAGAGGUUCAGCUGGAGGGGAAACAAAAGAACUCUUGACUAUGGCUAGCAACUUCAUCCUGGGGCUCAACCCUCAGAAACCUCAUUAUAUCCCAGGGUACACUGGACACUGCCCACUACUUCAGUUCAGCAUGGGCCAGACAUAUGGGCAGGUGACUGGUCAGCUACUUCGAGGCCCUCCUGGCCUUGCUUGGCCUCUUGCUCACCGAACACUCCUGCCUCCCAUUUGGCCUGCAUGAUCUUCUGAGCUUCCCAGGAGGAGGUCACCUCAGCGCGGGUGUGAAAGGCUCAGCUCGGGCAUGAUCCCUGGGUACACAGGAUUUGUACCUCAGGCACCGUUCAUCUUUACCAAGAACUGCAGCCAGGUCUGGGCUGAGGCUCUGAAUGAUUUUACUCAGCGGCAUGGGAAUCAGAGGAGCGAAGAGCUGCCAGAGGAGGCCAAGGGAGACCAAGGACUGGAGGCAGAGAAGACAGAGCUGAAGCAGGAGGUGGAAUAAGCAUCCCCCUACUCCAUGGAUGAUAAAGACCCUCGGAAGUUCUUCAUGUCAGGCUUCACUGGCUAUGUGCCCCAUGCUCGCUUCCUCUUUGGCUCCAGCUUCCCUGUGCUCACCAACCAAGCAUUGCUGGAAUUUGGGCAAAAGUACAGACAGGGCAGAGCCCAGAAGGAUCCCAAACCUCUCCCUCCACUUCCUAGGACCUACCUUCAGAACCUGGGUCUUCUACCUCAUUACGGGGGCUAUGUGCCAGGUAAAGUAUAAGGAACUGUUCAAAGAAGAGAGAAUUGCUUGGGCUGGGGAUGAAGCUCAUACCAUUAUUGGGCCUA